Messenger RNA from Penicillium oxalicum, 831 nucleotides. It is a transcript of the gene pyrG, whose product is annotated as orotidine-5'-phosphate decarboxylase pyrG. The record is from RefSeq and is a predicted model, not a curated record. Gene Ontology annotation, molecular function: orotidine-5'-phosphate decarboxylase activity. Gene Ontology annotation, cellular component: cytosol. Gene Ontology annotation, biological process: 'de novo' pyrimidine nucleobase biosynthetic process; 'de novo' UMP biosynthetic process. NCBI's taxonomy places the organism in Eukaryota, Fungi, Ascomycota, Eurotiomycetes, Eurotiales, Aspergillaceae. The transcript has 2 exons. The coding region runs from base 1 to 831 and encodes 276 amino acids.
AUGUCUUCCAAAUCCCAAUCGACAUACAGCGCUCGCGCAACCAGCCACCCCAACCCUCUGGCUCGCCGAUUGUUCGAGGUGGCCGAAGCCAAGAAGAGCAAUGUGACCGUCUCGGCCGACGUGACCACGACCAAGGAGCUUCUGGAUCUGGCGGACCGCUUGGGUCCCUAUAUCGCCGUCAUCAAGACCCACAUCGAUAUUCUCUCCGACUUUAGCGAAGAGACCAUCACCGGUCUCAAGGCCCUCGCCGCCAAGCACAAUUUCCUCAUCUUCGAAGACCGCAAGUUCAUCGACAUUGGCAACACCGUCCAGAAGCAGUACCACCAAGGAACCCUCCGCAUUUCUGAGUGGUCUCACAUCAUUAACUGCUCUGUGCUUCCCGGUGAGGGUAUCGUGGAAGCUCUGGCGCAAACCGCCCAGGCGCCCGAUUUCCCCUACGGGUCCGACCGCGGUCUGCUCAUUCUCGCGGAGAUGACCUCCAAGGGUUCUCUGGCCACAGGCGCAUACACCUCUGCCUCGGUGGACUAUGCGCGCAAGUACCACAGCUUUGUGCUGGGCUUUGUGUCGACGCGCGCGCUGAGCGAAGUUGAGAGCAGUGUGGCCCCGGCGGAUGGGGAAGAUUUUGUUGUCUUCACGACCGGAGUGAACCUGUCUUCCAAGGGUGACAAGCUAGGCCAGCAGUACCAGACGCCGCAGUCAGCCAUUGGCCGCGGUGCUGAUUUUAUUAUUGCCGGACGAGGUAUCUACGCUGCGCCUGACCCUGUCGAGGCUGCUAAGCAGUACCAGCAGCAGGGCUGGGAGGCCUAUCUUGCUCGUGUCGGAGGCCAGUAA